Messenger RNA from Pogona vitticeps (central bearded dragon), 2095 nucleotides. NCBI's taxonomy places the organism in Eukaryota, Metazoa, Chordata, Lepidosauria, Squamata, Agamidae. The record is from RefSeq and is a predicted model, not a curated record.
UGGGGACCACUACCUUGAGGGAUCUGGCCGGCGUUCAGCAGCAUCUCCAUCUUGAGUCCCCAGCUGUUCCUUGGCCAUCUGCAAGCAGAGUCUGUUUUGGGGCGGGGUGCCUUCUCCAGCAUGGUAGCCACCCUCUUCUCUGCCUCGGCGACUCUCAAAGAACGUUCCUGUCCUUCUCUUUAGGGAAGUGUUCAAAGCCAAGCACCGUCAGACCGGCAAAAAGGUGGCCCUGAAAAAAGUCUUGAUGGAGAAUGAGAAAGAGGGGUUUCCGAUCACGGCCCUCCGGGAGAUUAAAAUCCUCCAGCUGCUGAAGCACGAAAACGUGGUGAAUCUCAUUGAGAUCUGCCGGACCAAAGCUUCCCCUUACAACCGCUGCAAAGGCAGCAUUUACUUGGUCUUUGACUUCUGCGAGCACGACCUCGCCGGCCUCCUCAGCAACGCGCACGUCAAGUUCACCCUCUCCGAGAUCAAGAAGGUGAUGCAGAUGCUCCUGAAUGGCCUCUACUACAUUCACCGGAACAAGAUCCUGCACCGGGACAUGAAGGCCGCUAAUGUUCUCAUCACGCGCGACGGCGUCCUCAAGCUGGCCGACUUCGGUUUGGCUCGGGCGUUCAGCCUGGCCAAAAACAGCCAGCCCAACCGCUACACCAACCGAGUGGUGACCUUGUGGUAUCGACCUCCCGAACUGCUUCUCGGGGAGCGAGAUUACGGACCACCCAUUGAUCUGUGGGGCGCAGGGUGCAUUAUGGCCGAGAUGUGGACUCGGAGCCCCAUCAUGCAGGGAAAUACGGAACAGCACCAGCUCACCCUCAUCAGCCAGCUCUGCGGAUCCAUCACCUCUGACGUCUGGCCCAACGUGGAUAAAUAUGAGCUCUACCAGAAGCUGGACCUGCCCAAGGGGCAGAAGCGCAAGGUGAAGGAGCGGCUAAAGGCUUACGUCAAAGACCCCUAUGCUCUGGAUCUCAUAGACAAACUGCUGGUUCUGGAUCCGGCCCAAAGGAUAGACAGCGACGAUGCUUUAAACCACGAUUUUUUCUGGUCGGACCCGAUGCCCUCUGACCUCAAGAACAUGCUGUCCACUCAUAACCAAUCCAUGUUCGAGUACUUGGCUCCGCCCAGGAGGAGGGGCGGGCACAUGCCCCAGCAGCCAGCCAAUCAGUGCAGGAACCCGGCUGCGAGCAAUCAGACUGAGUUUGACCGAGUGUUCUGAUACCAGUUUGGAAGAAAGAAAACAAAAUAUUAUUUUUUAAAGUACUGUGACUUUUUUUUAAAGCCCUUUAUUUUGUAUGGAACAAUGGAAAACACUGAGUUUUGGCCAUUUUUUUAAAAAAAAAAUUCCUUGUGAAACAGGAGACGCGAGCGAUUUUGUGACAGCUGCAUAGCGAGAUAAAAAAGCAGAGAAAAAGGCAACAAAAUUAUGCUGAAUUCUGCACGGUCAUAGAGUCUCAAUGUAUUGCAUUUCUCCCCUUGCAACAUGCUGCCUUCCAAGGUCCUGAGAUAAUCUCGUGUGACCCUCAGAGAGCCAGGGAAAUUGUUUUCACUUCCUUAAAAGGAGAAAUGGCUUUCCGUUUGUGGGUCACCCACUCCGGAGCCCCGGAGGGCUCUGUUCAAAGAGGGUGAGCCUCCAAGCAGAUGGCAACAGCUGAGUGAUUCUCCAGCUUUUGCAGAUAGAGAGAGAAUCCUUUUCAGGGUUAGAUGAGAACAGCAGGUACGACCACUCGGUUCUUGAGCCAUUGUGGGCUAUCUAAACCUCUCGUCCCCUGUUUUUACAUCCUUUUUUUGCUGGUGGCCCGAUGCUAUUCAAAAAGCUCUGCUCCAAGCCUUUUGCGUGGCUUCUGCAUUUUGAAAAAGAAGAUCAACAUAAUCUUGAUGGAACUGCCAGCGAACGCUCAUUCUCUUGACUCUAGAAAACAUGGAAAGGAUUUUGGUUUUUCUUUUUCUACUUUUCUUUGUUAAGACCUGGAAGAUCUGGGUCUCGGCGACAGAACUGUCUAUGAUUAAAAUCUUAUCAUGUUCUUGUCUAAAAAGAAAAAAACGGUACUAUGAUGAAUGGUGUAACCUGUAAUUAAAGGUAUUUUUGCUUUAGUACCUCAAA